AUGGCUGGCUGGGAGAAGGUCGCCACGACCCUCAAUGGCUGCAGCGCUUUCAAGACGCACCAUCUCAAGGGGCCUAUCGCCAAGAACCGCUUCGAGCGUCUUGUCGAACGCCACCGGAGCUGGGUCAAGAAUGGGAGCAAGCCAGAAGAUGUGCCGUCCGAGGACGCCGCUUUCCAGAGCGUCAUGAUGCGACUCGUUCCCAAACUGGACGCUGCGGAAGCGGAGCCAGUGACGCAGACACUGGGGAAGCGGGGCCGCCCACGGAAGGUGCGCCCAGUUGAGACACUGGCGCCUGCGACCAAGAAAGCGUCGACGGUAGUGGCCUGUUCGACUAUCGCUCCGUCGCCGGUGGGCCCACAGCCUUCUUCGCCGUCGACGUCUCUCCUCGUCGACCCGGAGGACCAGGCGUUGCCCAUUGCGACAAAGGCUACCCGUCAACGGUUCACACCUCGUGAUGACCUCUUGCUUGCUAAGUACGUGAAGCAGUCGCUUCCGUUUCGUGCCAAGUUUGGUGCGAUUUCGGCGGCUUGGGAUGACGUGGCAAGCAAGCUGGACAGCAAUCCGGAGUUUUCAAAAGACAGCAUCAAGGGCCCAGUUGUGCGCUACCGCUUUGAGAAUUUAGUGCUGAAGUACCGUGAGCGCGUCAAACGGAACAACGGACGUGUUGUGGGGGCCAAGGGUACGCCUGCGGGCGAGCUUGAAGUGCUUAUGACGGAGUUGGUCACUUUACUGGACGGUGGAGACCCUGUUAGCGCGGCUCUACUUGCACAGAAUGUGGCAAUUCUCACGGGUUCGGUGAAUGAGAUGAGGGAACGAAAGUUUGCACGUACGUCAAGGAGCCAGGAUUUUGUUUCGACCAAAACCAAUAGUGGGCCAUCAUCGCCAGGCUCUACUGCCUCUGACGUUUCACCAGAUGCACCCCAGAGCUCCAUCAUCCAUACGCUGGAUUCCCAGUCUUUGAAUACUCUGACGUCAAUGAAGCAAACGGUGGUGAAGGCUCUUAGCCCUACUAGCAUCGCUGGGUUCGAGACUCUGGUCCAAAAAAUGAUUGAGCAACAGAAUCGAGCCAUCAGGCAAAUGGUAUCGCUGCAGCGCGAUGAGCGGCGCCUAGAGACGGAACGACGAGAGAAAGAGUUCAAGCUUCAGCGCGAGGAAAGGGAGAAGGAUCGCAAGCAGGAGCGCGAAGAGCGGGAGAAGGAGCGAGAGGCGCGUGAGAACGAACAGGAGAAGAAGCGAGAACAGUUUGAACAGCUUGAAAAGGAGCGGGGUGAAGAGCGCGAGGAGCGCAAGCAGGAGCUCGAAAAGGAGCUUAAGAUGGAGCGUGAGGAGCGCGAGAAGGAGCGUGAGGAGCGCAAGAAGGAGCGUGAGGAGCGCGAGAAGGAGCGUGAGGAGCGCGAGAAGGAGCGUGAGGAGCGCGAGAAGGAGCGUGAGGAGCGUAAGAUGGAGCGUGAGGAGCGCGAGAAGGAGCGUGAGGAGCGCAAGAUGGAGCGUGAGGAGCGUGAGAAGGAGCGUAAGGAGCGCGAGAUGGAGCAGGAGGAGCGCAAGAUGGAGCGCGAGAAGGAGCUUGAGGAGCGUGAAAAGGAGCUCGAAAAAGAGCGUGGGAAGGAGCGCGAGAUGGAGCGUGAAGAGCUCGAGAUGGAGCGUGAAAAAGAGCGUGGGAAGGAGCGCGAGAUGGAGCGUGAAGAGCUCGAGAUGGAGCGUGAAAAGGAGCGUGAGAAGGAGCGCGAGAUGGAGCGUGAAGAGCUCGAGAUGGAGCGUGAGGAGCACGAGAAGGAGCGUCCGGGGCUAAUUGUGACAUCGAUCUCGGCUAUGAAGACUUUUUUGGAGUAG
Messenger RNA from Hyaloperonospora brassicae, 1830 nucleotides. The record is from the annotation of a GenBank genome assembly. NCBI's taxonomy places the organism in Eukaryota, Oomycota, Peronosporomycetes, Peronosporales, Peronosporaceae.